Sesamum indicum (sesame) is the source of this 1316-nucleotide messenger RNA. Its product is annotated as iron-sulfur protein required for NADH dehydrogenase, mitochondrial. Gene Ontology annotation, molecular function: ATP binding; ATP-dependent FeS chaperone activity; 4 iron, 4 sulfur cluster binding. NCBI's taxonomy places the organism in Eukaryota, Viridiplantae, Streptophyta, Magnoliopsida, Lamiales, Pedaliaceae. Gene Ontology annotation, biological process: iron-sulfur cluster assembly; mitochondrial respiratory chain complex I assembly. Gene Ontology annotation, cellular component: mitochondrion. The record is from RefSeq and is a predicted model, not a curated record.
CGAGCUCAAAUGGUACUAAUCGGGUUCGAUAAGUAAUUCAUGGACCAUCAAGAUCCGAUCCAUUUUGUUCAGGUUCGCGAUCCGAUGAACUAAUCACCCGACUCUUCGCUGGGUUCGCUCUCGCCUCAGGGCAUUCUUCUUGGGAAAUUGUUUCAGUAUUUCAGAAUCCAUGAACCGUCUUCCGAGACGUUAUACCCUUGGAGGCUUCAGGGGUUUCGCUGUGCAGAGUGGAAAGGGAACCCCUUUGCAAAAUUUGAAGAUUGAAGGGAUUAAAGACAUCAUAGCUGUUGCUUCCGGCAAAGGAGGCGUUGGCAAGUCUACUACAGCCGUUAAUUUGGCGGUUUCACUGGCAAAUAAGUGUCAGCUUAAAGUUGGGCUGCUCGAUGCUGAUGUCUACGGGCCGUCGAUUCCUAUCAUGAUGAAACUCCGUGGAAAGCCUGAAGUGAGUGCAGAUAAGAAAAUGAUCCCAAUUGAAAACUAUGGAGUCAAAUGCAUGUCAAUGGGAUCUCUUGUCGCAGAAGGGGAGGCAAUUGUCUGGAGAGGUCCUAUGGUCAUGAAAGCACUGGAACAGAUGACGAGAGGAGUUCAUUGGGGGAACCUAGAUAUUCUUGUGGUAGACAUGCCACCUGGCACUGGUGAUGCUCAGAUUUCCAUAUCCCAGAGAUUGCAGUUGUCAGGAGCAUUAAUUGUUUCAACUCCUCAAGAUGUUGCAUUAAUGGAUGCUCGAAGAGGUGUUAAAAUGUUCUCACAAGUCAACGUGCCGAUUUUAGGAAUCCUGGAGAACAUGAGUUACUUUAAAUGUCCAAACUGUUCUGAGCCUUACUACAUAUUUGGUAAAGGCGGAGCUCAAAAGACUGCUGAAGAAAUGGGUAUGAAGUUUCUUGGAGAGGUACCAUUGGAGACGAGGAUCAGAAGUGGCUCUGAUGAAGGCGUCCCUGUUGUGAUAUCCAAUCCUGAUUCUUCCAUAUCCCAUGUCUACAGCGAUGUGGCGAAAAAAGUGAUCAGCAGGCUUGAAGAAUUAACCAAAGAGCAAUACCUCCGGCCUGAAAUAAACAUAUAGAUUAGUUCUUUCUCAAGCUCAUAAAGACCUCAAACAUGGUUACGACAUCAGAAAAGAGUUUUGCCGACUAACAGGCUACCGUCUGAAUUCGGUUCGAUCUUCGUGUCCUGUGCUACAGACAGAUCUUUUUGUAAUUUCACUGCUCUUCUAACUUUGCUAGUCAGGAAUUGAAUUUUAUGUUGUUAUGGAGUUUUGACCAACAACUGCACAGAUUCUCCCCCUCUUUUUUAACGAUUGAUUUAUUCUUUACUUUUUC